AUGGAGAGUUUGUGGCCCACAGAAGUGAACGAGAAUGGCACUGGGCGGGUGUUUGAGGUGUCCCUGCAGAAUGGCUCAUCGAAAAACAGUCCCCAGUUCGAAGGCGUGGAGCUGCUGCAGUUGUUCAAGCCACUCAUCAUCCCCUGCUACACGGUGGUGGCUCUCGUGGGCGUCUUAGGAAAUUACUUCCUUCUCUAUGUUAUCUGCCGAACUCGCAAGAUGCACAAUGUCACAAACUUCUUCAUUGGAAACCUGGCCUUUUCCGACAUGCUCAUGUGUGCAACGUGUGUACCUUUCACCUUGGCUUACGCCUUCAAUCCCCACGGCUGGGUGUUUGGACGAUUCAUGUGCUACUUGAUCUACCUCAUCCAGCCUGUGACUGUCUAUGUGUCGGUCUUCACUCUCACUGCAAUUGGCGUGGACCGAUACUAUGCCACUGUACACCCUCUGAAGAAGCGGCUCUCCGUUUUGUCCUGCACAUACCUUCUGACUGGGAUCUGGCUGCUUUCCUGCAGCCUGGUGGCACCGGCUGUAGCUCACACAUACCAUGUGGAGUUUAAGAAUGAGGGUUUCACCAUCUGUGAGGAGUUCUGGAUGGGUCAAGAGCACCAGCGUUUGGCCUAUGCAUACAGCACCCUGUUUGUGACCUAUGUGCUGCCUCUGUCUGCGCUCUGUAUUUCUUACCUAUGCAUCUCGGUCAAACUGAGGAACUGUGUGGCACCAGGACAUCUCACUGAGGGCCAGGCAGAGGCCCAGCGAAUGCGCAGAAGAAAGACCUUUCGGCUGGUUAGUCUGGUGGUGGCUGCGUUUGCCAUCUGUUGGAUGCCAAUUAGUGUGUUCAAUGUGUUGAGAGACAUAGACAUUGGUUUGAUAGACAAAAGGUACUUUCUGCUCAUUCAGCUGCUCUGUCACCUGUGUGCUAUGAGCUCCUCCUGCUGUAACCCUUUUCUGUACGCAUGGCUACAUGACCGCUUCCGCGCUGAGCUGAGAAAAAUUUUCACAUGCCGCCGCCGCCGAAUCGGAAUCUCCACCAAUAACUGCGCCACUGGUAGCGUUGUCUAG
This is a messenger RNA of Knipowitschia caucasica, 1062 nucleotides long. The record is from the annotation of a GenBank genome assembly. Lineage: Eukaryota; Metazoa; Chordata; Actinopteri; Gobiiformes; Gobiidae.